CAUUCCCAGUUCAAGUUUCAAGCUCGAGCGUUUCAUUAGUGCACGUGCAUCGGUGUCUCGCGCGAGGGACAUGCAGGCGAGCUGGUUGCACGUGAGAGCGACUUUUCCGUCAUUCUGACACCUUGUACAGGUGGCGUGCGUCGAAUGCGUGCACACGAUUACCGAGAGAGCUCGAGCACGCGUGUGUGUGUGUGUGAAUGUUGUUGUUUUUUUUGGUGUGUGGGGGAAAUGAUGCUAAAAACUGACUUCCCCACUGCCUUUUCACGCUGGUGGAAAGAAGUCACGAGCUCUUUCUCAUUCAAUGUUGGCAUUGCGACAGCUCUCUGCUUCACCUCUGCGUUAUUCCUGCUCAUGUCCUACUUCCUGCUCACCUGGAGCAGGUCUAAGACCACCAGAGAUGCUGCAGUGUGUGUGUUGUACUCCCUGAUUGGAGACCUGUGUCACCUGGCUGGAGCUUUUCUCUCUAAUCAGACAUUAUUGCAGUGUGGUAUGGGUUCACUGAUGACCAGUUUGGAUCUUUUGCGUUUCAUUUCCAUCACUUUGCCUCUGUGUUGCUGGUACUAUUCCACCACGGGAAGGAGAGCGAGACGGAUAAGCCGAAGAAGGAGGCAGAACUUCCUUGUGCUUUGGUUGCUGUUUGGAGUAGGAGGAUGUGUUUAUUCUGAUAUCCGUCUACGUCACACGCAAACGGCCUCCUACGACUCGCCAACCAGCAGGAGGCUUCUCGGGGUCAUUGUACACGAUCCUAUUGAACUUCUUGGCUACGCUCUCGGUCUUCUAGCCUUCGCCAUCAGCUGGACCUCCAGGAUUCCGUUCUUUCUGAAAGCCAACAGAGGAGAGAUGAGCAGUCAAAUGCAAGUUACCUCAAGAGGUUUUAGCGCUUCGGCUGGAGCUCUUUACGCUGCAGCGAUUCUGCUCUACGAUCUGCGGCUGGAGCCUGUGGUCAAAGCGCUGCCGUGGAUUCUCUCAGGAGCUUGCUGGGCCAUUCUGGAUGUCUCCAUUUUGCUCCUCACGUGUUAUCGGAUGUGCUCUAAACGGCAGUCGGUUGAAAGGUUGGAUUCAGACACGCAGUCGCUUCUUGGCAGAGUUACGUACGGCCCGUCUCAAAGCCCUAAAGACAGACAUAUUUCCUGCAAGAGCAGAUCAUCAAAAAUGCCUGACAUGGGUCCUAAUAGAAACUCUAACGUCCAGCCUAUACGAAAGGUGUGUUUAAAAGAGGUUACCAUCACUCGGGAGAACUCUGCAGACAACCAGCCUCUGAUAGGAUCUGUAAAGGUGGUCAGGGUCGACGAGUGUUAUUCCUCCGGCAGCGCUACGGAUUCAUCUUCCAUUCGCUCCGAGCUGGAGUGGGAUUUUGAAGAGACCCCCUCACAAUGGAGCUCACCGAACCGAGACGGGCAAAAGAUGGACGCGUUCCCUCUGCAGGAGUGGACGGUGGACCGGAGCUCAAAGUCUAAUCCUGAUCUGGAUGAGAGAAUAGUUCCAGAGUCACAUGACCUAAACGCUCCGGGCCUUUCAGAAAUCGUGAAAUGAUUCUGGAUGCAUCAAAGAUGCCUCAUGCUAACUGAUCUUUUUCUUAUGUAAUAUACCAGCUGUAAUAAAAGAGAGUAAAAGUA
Messenger RNA from Silurus meridionalis, 1616 nucleotides. It is a transcript of the gene tmem44, whose product is annotated as transmembrane protein 44. Bases 145 to 1533 code for a protein of 462 amino acids. The transcript has 9 exons. The record is from RefSeq and is a predicted model, not a curated record. NCBI's taxonomy places the organism in Eukaryota, Metazoa, Chordata, Actinopteri, Siluriformes, Siluridae.